Beauveria bassiana ARSEF 2860 is the source of this 897-nucleotide messenger RNA. Its product is annotated as Axe2-like protein. NCBI's taxonomy places the organism in Eukaryota, Fungi, Ascomycota, Sordariomycetes, Hypocreales, Cordycipitaceae. Gene Ontology annotation, molecular function: hydrolase activity. The transcript has 3 exons. The coding region runs from base 1 to 897 and encodes 298 amino acids. The record is from RefSeq and is a predicted model, not a curated record.
AUGCGCACCGCGACUCUUUCCGCCGCAGCCCUCUUGGCUGGCUCUGCUGUGGCCGCCGAGUGCUCCCAAGGUCUGCACAUUCUCGUCGGUCGCGGCACCGGAGAGCCCGCAGGCCUCGGAGAGACGGGUGCGUUGGCAAAGAACAUUAGCGACGCCAUUUCCAGUUCCAGUAUUGUCGCCAUUGAUUACCCGGCUACAUUUUCGAAGCCUAACUACGACGUGUCCGAGAGGGAAGGCUCCCAGGCAGUCUACGACCAGGUCACCAAGUACCACAAGGAUUGCCCCGGCCAUAAGAUGGCCUACCUCGGAUGGUCACAGGGUGCUCAGAUUGCUGUCAACGCUUUUUGCGGUGGUCAGGGUGGCAUCUUUGGCGACGAUGCGCCCAUCCCCGCCGAUGCCGUCAAGGAUGUUGUCGCGAUUGCUAUUUUUGGUGACCCCAGCUUCAACCACACGUCUCCCUACGCCAAGGGCACCAGCACCGCCGAUGGCCUCUUUGUCCGCAAUGGUAUCGGUGCCUGCGCCAGCUUUACCAACAAGAUUGUAUCGUACUGUGACACCGGCGAUGUCUACUGCAGCGCUGGGAAAAACAAGUCGGUGCACGGGCUGUAUCUGGUCAAUUACCCCAAACAGAUGAUGAAUUUUGUCAUUGAUGGGUACAACAAGUCCAAGGGCAACAACACCGGUGGUAGCGGCAACAACACGACAGCGACGACGAUGACGACGACCACUGCCAGUCCCACCAGCAGCGGCGGCGGCAACAGCAACACGAGCCCUACCUCAGGCACCUCGCCCACACCGUCGGCCGGUGGCCAGCAAAACGCCGCCGCUGGUGUGUCGACCGGCCUGAUGUAUGCCGUGCCUGCUGCAUUGGUUGCUGCCGCGCAGAUGCUUCUGUAG